Molecule: messenger RNA, 2373 nt
Organism: Symbiodinium sp. CCMP2592
Lineage: Eukaryota; Dinophyceae; Suessiales; Symbiodiniaceae
Source: the annotation of a GenBank genome assembly
AUGGUCUCCACGCACUGGACUGCGGACGAUGGCUCCUUGGGCUUUUCCUCCUGGUCUGAUGCUGUGGUGAUCCGUUCCAAGAGUUUGACGGAGCGGCCAAAGCCAUUGGAGCACGACACGGUGAACCAUGAUGCUUACCGUGUCAGCUUCUUUGUGGCGUGGUAUGAGAAGAAGAAGAAGCUGGGCAAGAGUACGACCGACUUUGAGAAGGGCUCCAGAUGCUUCCGUGUCCGAUACGAAUAUCUGCCUGGCGAAGAGCAGGUCGAGCGGCGGAAAUGGCAACUCUGCCAGGAGGCUUUCACCGGUGCUCAGGUGCAGACGCUGGUUGGUCUGCGACGGGCGCAGGCCGUCCAGGAGGUAGAACGCCUCCUGCAGAAAAACGGCAAAGCCGCUAGCGCGGCCGACCUCGAGGGCUGGUUCAAAAAUGGUCUUUUGACUCUGACUAUGAGUGAGAAGACGAUUAGAGCGAUGCUUCGCAUUGCCAGGCGGUUUGGGAGUGUCAUGCCGGACGGCCCGCUCAUCAUUGCUGAGCUGGACUCCAAGUUCCAGAGUGAUCACUGUUUGGCUGGGCAUACCAACUUGGACCUUUUAUGCUCGCGCACUUCCAUACCGAAGAACCAGCCGCUUGAGAAUGCCCGCAUGAUGUGGGUCUUGGAAGCUUUGAGAGAGGACAUUUGCAAGGGUGCGCUGGACCACAAUGUGGGGGGAACUCUGCUUGGGUCUAUCAUCUCCAUGUACCUCCUCAAGCGAAGGGUGAUCCUGCACCAGGUGAAAAAGUUCGGCGCCGCGCACCCUGACUUCGGCAAAACUUUCGAGAGCAUGCAGAGCUUCAAGAAGUCCGGUCUAGAUGUGCAGCAGGCUUCGUGCAUGGAGUGGCUGAGACAGGCUCCGGACUACGUGGUGGAGUCCGUGACGUUUUCGGUGAAGGUCUUGAAAGGGCACAAGGCCAUGGACGAGCUCUUCCUCAAAUUGGCCACUUCUGACCCCAAGAUGUCACCUGAGGGCGCCUUGCUGGAGUUGGAGAAAGCCGGCCUGCAUGAUCACCGUGCUGUGGUCGGACUUAUGGAGGAUGCAAAGCAUCCGCCGGUCUCCGAGGAGGCUGCGCCAACGGAGGUGUCCCCGCCGGAAGUGUCCGCACCUGACGUUCCUGAAGACAUGCCGGAGGACAUGGGCGAGCAAGCUGCAGACAACAAGGCCGAUGCAGCGGAGACGAAGGGCGUGGACCGUUUGCAAGCCUUCCCCCACCUCAAGCACCACAUGUCUGAUCUGCUGCAUGACAUCAUCUACAAAAACCCGGACGACAGCAAGUUCUCCUCUGUCCUGGACGAUGCCAUCAUCAGGAGAAACACUUACGUGCAGCUCCACGUCACGCCGGAGGAUUCCUCUGAGUGGCAAAUGCUGCUGAAAGGUCUCCGUCUGCCCGACCAGGGCCGGCUGCACAAGAUCGACGCGAAAGCCAUGCAUCAGGGACCCGCCCCGGGGGGCAGGUUCAUCGGUGCAGGGCGGUCUCUCACCACGGUGUUUGGGGAUCUGGGACCUGGGACACAGGGCAUUGUCUCGGAGACCGACUUAGUCUUGAUCUUCGAUGGACGGGUGCCGCGGAAUCAGUCGAGCAUCACCCGAGAGCUCAGCAAGGGAGUUCGACGGCCGCCGGAUGUCCAAGUCGUGCAGUGGCCGCUGGAGAACGUCUCCAUGGUCUGGACCAGCAAUGUCGGUCUGGAACUUCGGGAGAGGAAGUUCGUAGACUUGCCGGGCAGCAACAAAGCCAGAGGGUGGGCGGGGCAGUCCAUCAAGGGCGACGAGGACUACUUGGUCUCGCUUUUGCCGCGGGAGUGUCUUCAGGCUAUGGCUGACGGCAAAGAUGCUCCCAAGGCUCCGCAUUCGGACAGUGAGGAGGAGUCUGCCCCAGAAGACAAGGACAAGGACACAGCAGAGGUCUCCUCGGUGCUACCCCUUCAUCCCUGGGAAUCCACUGAGGAGCAGGCUCGCGAGAUCUUCCAUUGCUUCUUGCCCAACAAGGCCUCGGUCGUCAUCGCUGCUCGGCUUAUGAAUGACUACUUUGCCGGUCUGGUCUCCGCAGUGGCCUGUGCACGUGACAAGAUCCGCUACGUCGGAUUCGUCAAGAACCAGACGUCACUGUGCGUGUUGUCGGAGAUGAUCCUGCUCAGGAUUGUCCUUGAGAUGGUGCAAGACCGUUCUGAUGGCUUCAGGAGGGCCACCCGCCAUCUGAGCAAGUCGCUAAGCCUGAGAGGUGAGUCGGCUCCUUCGGCAAGUUUCCACAGCCCUUUCUCGGCGGGCUCGCCAAAGUUGGAGAAGGAGGAGGAUCAGGAACGUCUCUCUGAUAGUGAGAAGUCUGGUGCCGCCGAAGACUGA